AUGGUUCUCGAACAAGUGAAGGCCCGGGCGAUUCGAUGGUUGGAGGACAAUCGCGGAUUGGUUAUUGUUGUCUUCUGUCUUCCCGCCAGUUUUGUAAGCUUCAGUCUACUCAAAUUGCAUAACUAUAUUUCAUUUCAGUUGUUCGACCUGUUCAUCCAAUUCCGUAUCUGGCUCGACCGCAAACUCUCCAUCACCAGCUCCCAUAGCCAACGCGUGGAAACGAUUCAAAAUCAAGUGAAACAAUGGGGACGCCUUCCGGAAAAUCUGAAGAAACCGUUGUGCACAGCACGUCACAAUUGGCUCAGUUUGUCCACAACAUUUUUUGACAAGGUAUGUGAUUUUGGUUCCGUUAUCUAUUUUCUAUGAAUCACCCAAUGAAAACAACUGUAAUCGAAGCUUAUUUGAAUAGACAUAGCCGUAAGAACCGUAGAUAUUGAACAAAAUUAGAUAUGUUAGUCGGAAAACUGGCAUUUUAGUUGACAAGAUCACGCUAGUAGGUCAAUGAUGAAGAAAAACACCACAGUAACCUUUUGUUCAGAAAAAAUGCCACCAAGUUCCAAUUGAUCUUCACGAUGUCCUGGCUCUAGACGAAGAGAAUUUGACGGUCACCGUCGAGCCGAACGUUACAGUCCGUGAAAUCUGCAAGUACCUCAUUCCCAAGUAAGUCGAUUUCUUUUCACUUAUGGUUCGUUUGAUUUUUGAUUCUGGCUUCUAAAUUCCAGUGGAAGUACACUUUGAAGUGGCACCAUUUAUUGUGAUAUCAGACUCAAACAAACUGAUAACAAUAAUAGCUGAAUCUUAUGAUAUUUGAUGGAAAAUGUAUAUUAUCAUAUCAUAUUGGUCAUAAAACACGGAAAAAAAUUAACGGCUCUAAUUGAUAAGCGACCAGAAUACAAGAAACAUUUUGCAGAGGAUACACUCUGGCAGUGACCCUGGAGAUUGGGGACGCGACACUUGGAGGAUUGGCCUUUGGAGUCGGGAUGACAACUUACUCACACAAAGUUGGACUGUAUCAGGAAGGAAUUGUGGAGUACGAGGUUGUCACAGCUGAUGGGGACGUGAUCAAAGUCACCAACUCCAAUGAGCAUUCGAAGCUCUUCUACUGCCUGCCAUGGUCCCAUGGAACCCUUGGAUUUCUGGUUGGACUUACUUUGAAGAUUGUGAAAGUCAAACCUUACGUGCACAUGCAAUAUAUCCCGGUAUUUGUAAGAAACAUUUUGCGUAAAUGAGCAUGUUUUCAGUGCCACUCACAAGAAGAGUAUUGUAGUAAGAUCAUGGAACUGUCCGGAGCUACCAACAAGGACACUAAAGUUGCCGACUACUUGGAAGUAACUAUUUAUAACAAGGAAGAGGCAGUGAUAAUGGUUGGGAAUUUUGCCGAUUUGGACAGAAGCAGCAAGGCUAAAGUUAACGACGUCUGCUGGUUCUACAAGCCAUGGUUCUACAAGCAUGUCGAGACCUUUCUGAAAAAAGGAGGAGAGGAAUACAUUCCACUGGAAUCCUAUCUUCUUCGUCAUAAUCGUGCUAUUUUCUGGGUACUGGAGAGUAUGAUCCCAUUCGGAAACAAUCCAUUCUUUCGCGCUUCACUCGGAUGGCUCUGUCCGCCCAAGCCAGCGUUUCUGAAGUUCACGACAACCCAAGCCGUUAGAGAAAUGACUUUCGCCAAGCAGGUUUUCCAAGACAUUGUCAUGCCUCUGGACACCCUUAAAGAUCAAGUGAACACUGCUAUCAAACUGUUUGACACCUUUCCACUUCUGGUCUAUCCGUGCCGUGUCUAUGAUCAUAAGAAUGGUGCUCCACAAGGACAGUUAAGGUGGGUUUUGAGCCAAACCUUUCAUUAUACAUAGUGACAAUCAAAAAGUAGACUAUUACAGAGCCCCACCACAAUCUCGUCUCGUACCUGGAACCAACUACUCCAUGUUCAACGAUCUCGGAGUCUACGGAACCCCUGGACCUGUAGAGCGUCGUGAGCCGUACAACCCGACCUACGCCAUGCGAGCCAUGGAAAAGUCAGUUUUCAAUAUUUUUUAGUUGAAAUGUUUUCUACUUUUGUAGAUUCACCCGCGACGUCGGUGGCUACUCUUUUCUCUACGCUGACAUCUUCAUGAGUGAGGACGAGUUCAAUGAGAUGUUCGACAUGACCCUUUACAACGAAGUUCGUGACACGUACCAUUGCGACGGAGCAUUCCCAAAACUUUACGAUAAAGUCAAGCCGGAGAUUGACGUCAUCGCCAUUGGAGAAACAUAUGCUGUCAAGAAAUCCGAUUAGAUUUCUGCUUCUGCAAAGUUUGAUGCAAUUAUAUGAGUUUAAUUGAAAAAAAGCUAAACGUUGUUAAUAAAGUUUUCAUUUAAAUUCGAUGCCACAAGCAACAUCUACAAAACCCCUUGGAAAUAGGUCAGCCAUUUACUCAAAAUAAGGUAUCUCAUCGAUCCUCAACCCCACUACAAUCUCCGCUCUUGAUCGCCCUUUAAGAUCACCAUACACCAGGAGCGCUACACACACAGGCAUGCAAAAUUUUGCGGAAUGAAAAGAAAUCGGAAAAGAGGUUAACCCCUUCCUCUUCUUCUUUCCUCCCUCCGUGUUCCGAGGUGGAAGAGGAGAGAAAGAUCGUAUCCAAAAGUAAGAUCAUAUCUGCGAAAGACACCAUUGGCCCGACGGCGAGGAGGCAUGCGGCCGCUUCGAGUCCUCGUCAGGUACUGUGUGCAGCUAGUGUUGCACAACAAUAUUCUACUCAUUUCACCAAUCAAGCUAUUUAUUCUCCUCUUUUCAUGGGUCAUCCCGUAUCUUAUUGUGAGUUAUUAGAAUGAUGUUAGGUGAAGUAUUUGAAUUUGGGAAAAAGAUCAGAUAAUAUCUGUUAUGUAGCGCUUAUUCAAAAUUCUAUUCUGGAGAAGUUAAAUAAAACACGUUCAUGUUUUGCAGUUUGCCAAUUAUCUUGAGUCAUGUCUCCUACCUCUUCGGGUGCUGUGCUAUACUCAAAGUGAUCUGCUUUCUACAGAACCGAGAGCUUCGGAUUUUCAGACGUGUAAGUCAUCCUUUCACAACACUUUUUGACAAAUUGUUAACCUGAAGCCAAAAUUCGUAUAAUGUCCAGGCGUCAACAAGUUCUUUCCAAACCGCCAACCUGAUCCAGAAAACUGCAAACUCGAUAAAAUUCCUGAUGUUCUCAUCCGACCUGACCUUCCACACGCCCCAAGACGAAUCUUAGUUAUUAGAUCCGGCCCAGGUUCUUUGGAUUACAGAAAUUUCAUCAGAAGAACAUGGAAAUCACAGGUUAAUUGUAGCAACUAUUAUGAUUCUAAUAAAUUCCUCGUGCGUCAGGUUGAUAAACUUAUCCCGGUCGUGUUCGUGUGUGCCACAUCGAAGAACGACACUUUAAAGAUUGAAGCGAACAAAUAUCGAGGUUUAGACACAUUCCAUAAAGAUCAUAAUAUCAUUAUUUUUGGUUUUUCAGAUAUUCUACAAUUCGACUUUGAGGACUCAUAUCAUAAUCUCUCUUGGAAAAUGAUGGCCAUUUACGGAUUUGUCAUCGAUCAACUGCCGUCGGUGGAUCAAAUUGUAGUCACAAACGAUGACACAAUUGUGAACGCCACCGCUUUAGAACAGGUUAGCACGGCACCGAAACACUGAAACAUUAACUUCCGCGGGAGAGGGGACUAAAAAAAGAAGUUGGAUUGGUCAAACCGUGAAUGGAAAGAAACAAGGGCAUCAAUCUCAACGCUUUUUUUCAAUUUUCUAUCAGAUUUUUAUAGGUGUUACACAUGCGAGACGGUCCAGUUAUGCUCGGCAAAGUGUCGCGCGGAUAUCCUCGCAUUUUUUUGCCCUGGCUGACGUGGCAUGUUCCGUCGGAAAUGUAUCCCAACUUGUGUUAUCCACUUUUUGUACAGGUACGCAGGGAGUGAAGAAAAGGGAAAAUGAGAAUACCGCUUUUGAAGGGUUCAUCGUUUGUUUUGUCGAAAGAAGGAGCAAAGUUGCUAGUGGAGAAUGUAUGCAAGGUGCCAAUGGUUCAUUUGGAUGAUGUUUUUAUGGGUGAGCACUAAUAUCAAAGUUUGGGAAAUCUGUAACUCUGCUACAAUCGAAUCACUUGGAGAUCUUUAUUUUAUAGAACGAAACUUUUUUCUAGAUCGGCUGAACCUAUUAGUAUCAAUCUAUUCCACCUAUUUUUAAGCGUUUCACAUCUUUUCGCUCGUUUUACAGUACAAAUCGUCCAAGUUCAAAUUACUCCUUCAGGUGUUCUUUCAAACUGCGCCGGACUUGGUCUCAUUCACAACGAAGGGUUCGACAAGCACAUUUUCGACGAUUUCGUCGUUUAUCAUUAUCAAUAUUCACGGCACUCCGCUGAAUACUUGGAAUCUCUUUGGCAAACCUCGGCAAUCAAGCAAAUCACUUAG
This is a messenger RNA of Caenorhabditis sp. 36 PRJEB53466, 4389 nucleotides long. The record is from the annotation of a GenBank genome assembly. NCBI's taxonomy places the organism in Eukaryota, Metazoa, Nematoda, Chromadorea, Rhabditida, Rhabditidae.